Colletotrichum aenigma is the source of this 960-nucleotide messenger RNA. RefSeq lists its product as uncharacterized. NCBI's taxonomy places the organism in Eukaryota, Fungi, Ascomycota, Sordariomycetes, Glomerellales, Glomerellaceae. The record is from RefSeq and is a predicted model, not a curated record. The coding region runs from base 1 to 960 and encodes 319 amino acids. The transcript has a single exon.
AUGACACUGAAUCGAACACUCUCUGAGAAGAUCGGCUCGGUAUCUGUCCCGUACGAGGUCUUCUUGCGCAUCGUCGAAGCGCUUAUCGAGGACAUUUUUGACUGGGAAGAGCCAGUCGAUUGGGAUCUCAGAUACCAAUAUGAUUCCUCGUCCAGGAUUUUCGUCCAGGAAAAUCGUGAACGAUAUGGAUUCUUCCCGACGAACUCACAGAUUAUUCGCUGGGCACGCUCCCGACUACCUUCUCAGAUCAACUACGAAACCCGCCAGAUGGUCAACAGAGUGCUUCCCCGGGCCGCCAUGUUAAACCAGGACGGAAGCGUCGCUUGGAUCGAUGCAUGGCUGCGCCCGGACAUUGAUGCUUUCAUUCCUUUCUACACCAAGUCUCCUGGUCUCGACUUCAACCAAAUGUGCUUCAAUGCAGCUUUGACUUACCCAUCCUCCCGGAACGCAUUUGUUCAUCACAUCGAAUACAUCCGUCUCCAAGGUUACGACUGGAUCACCGACGUCAAUGACGACGAUCUCGCCGCGUUCGCUACCCUUCCGAAUCUCCAGGUGAUCCAGAUGGAAGUUCGCCGCAUAAUCUACCUUUACAUGGAACAACCUGUGCACUUCGGAUUCCGCCAGAUCAACUAUGAAGCCUUUCCUUGCUUAGGUGAAUUGGUGGUGAUUUGGGGUGAGAGUUUCAUGAAGAAGUUUUCGCCCAUGCAGGACAAAGGCGUCAGGCUCUACGGUGCAAUGCAGGAUUGGCCCAAGAUUGAGAUUCGUGGCACCAAGGUCGGAAUUCUGGGCCGGAUUCUGGGAGCUAAUUGCACUUGCUGCAAGCCAGACGAGGGUGUGAGGGAGGUGAAGGUUGAAAUCACGGACGAGUGGGAAUGGGAUUGGAACCCCUCCAGGUACCUUACGAGACGUCAGAGAUAUAUCAUGGACUAUGUUGGACUGCUGUUGGACGCAGAGCAGUAA